Messenger RNA from Arachis duranensis, 1035 nucleotides. RefSeq lists its product as uncharacterized. The transcript is spliced from 3 exons. Gene Ontology annotation, molecular function: nucleic acid binding; zinc ion binding. Bases 1 to 1035 code for a protein of 344 amino acids. Lineage: Eukaryota; Viridiplantae; Streptophyta; Magnoliopsida; Fabales; Fabaceae. The record is from RefSeq and is a predicted model, not a curated record.
AUGCAUAUUGCGUUUGCGAUUGUCGAGGGUGAGACAGCAGACACGUGGGAGUUUUUCCAAACCAAUUUGCGGAGAUAUGUUGUUACCAUUGAUGGUGUGGGUAUUAUUUCUGACCGCCAUACCUCCAUCGACGCUGCAAUAGCUCGCAGUAAUGGUGCAUGGCCACUACCAAGGGUGUGGCACAUGUACUGCAUCAGGCACAUCGGAUCCAACUUCUUAAGGAGAUUCAAGGCUCCAUAUUUGCAUAAACUCGUGGUGAACACAUGCUAUUUUAGGACGGAGCAGGAGUACAACAAAAACUACCAAAGGCUUAAAGAGCGGGGUGAGGCAUAUACUCAAUGGUGCGAUGAGAUCGGUGUUGAGAGAUGGGUGUUGGCAUUCGAUGGUGGUCAUCGUUGGAGACAUAUGACGACAAAGUUGGUAGAGUGCAUAAAUUCUGUCCUGAAGGGUGCACGCAACCUUCCUGUGACUGCCCUUGUCCGGUCAACUUUCUAUCGGCUGAAUGAGUUGUUCACUCGGAAGAGUACCGAGGCUCAUGAGCGCUCCGCAACGGAUUCACGAAACAUUGUGGUCAACCGGUUCGAUAGGUGCAACGAGAUGUUCGAGGUUCGCGAAAUACAAGAUGGUACUAUUUACACGGUUAAUCUUGCGCAACGACAUUACGGCUGUGGCCAUUUCCAGGUCGAGCGACUUCCAUGUCGCCACGUGCUUACAUGUUGCGCCAACCAGCGUCUUGAUUGGCAAGUGUACGUGCACGAUGUGUACAAGAUGUCUGAAAUUUGCAAGGUGUACAGAGGCGAGUUUGUUCCGAUAGGUGACCUAUCUACGUGGGAUAGAUACGAAGGAGCGAAAGUGAUCGCCAACUGGACAUUGAGGCGCGCGACGAAAGGAAGACCAAAGUUAACCCGAUACUUGAAUGAGAUGGACUCGCGGGAUAUUUGUGAUCCUCGCCGGUGCACUAUAUGUGGACGCGAGGGACAUAGCCGCAACCGAUGUCCUCAACGCGCAGGUCCAAGUUUCGCUGGAGGUCCUUAG